GGCCGCGGCCGGGGGCGCGGCUCGACCGCCGGCAGCCUGGCCGGCGACGAGUGGACCGGCCAGGAUCCGCUGGAGGAGAUGGCCGCUGACCUGGGUGCCAAGGUGCCCGAGUACAUGCGGUCGGAUCCCGCCUUUGUCGACAUGUACCACAGCUUCGUGUACCCGUCGCCCUACCUGCAGCUGAGCGAGGUGGCGCUGCGUGAGGCCAUCAAGAAACAGAUUGAGUACUACUUCAGCGAGGAGAAUCUGCAGAAGGACUUUUUCCUGCGCCGCAAGAUGGACAACGAAGGCUACCUGCCCGUGUCGCUGAUCGCUUCGUUCCACCGGGUGGAGGCUCUGACGCGCGACAUCAAGCUGGUCAUCCAGUCCGUGGAGGACUCGGAUGUGGUCGAGAUUGCCGACGGUGUCAAGAUCCGCGCCAAAGAGGAGCCGCGCAAGUGGCGUCUGGCGGCGAACGCGCCGGUGCCGACGGCGGCGGCAGCGGCCGGCCACCAGGGCGGCGAACUCAACCCGGACGUACCCGAGUUCGUGCCGCACUUUCUGCAGCAGACCAGCGGCCCGGCCGACGCCGACGCCGACGGCGCGGAAGCCGACGCUGGCUCGCAGACAGAGGGCGCCGUCGGCGUACCCGGGCGCAGCUCGUACCUCUCCCUGCUCGACUCGCCGCCGCUGUCGUCCAGCGCCCCCGAGUCCGAGUGGCGCCAGGUGCGGCGUCGGUCGCGCGAGCCGCGGCCCCGCCCCGGUGGUCACAACGAGUCGCCGGCGCCGGCCAUCGACGACCGCGAGGAGCUCAACUUCCAGUUCGACGAGGAGCUGGAGAAGGUGCCGGCCGGCGGACGCAACAACACGUUCACCGAUGAAUGGUCGGACGACGAGUCGGAGAACGACUUCCCGGACCGUGGCCUCGACAACCUGAUGAUCGUGACGCAAACGCCGCCGCCGUCGCGGCUGCCGUCGCGUCCGGACAAGCAUGAGGGCCAUGACCGCACCGGCGACUGGACCACGCGCGUCAAGAUGACCCAGGAUCUGGCCUCGGCCAUCAACGACGGCCUCUUCUACUACGAGCGUGACCUCUGGAACGAGCCGGAGUGGGAGAUUACCUCUGUGUCCAAGCAGGUAACUGUGAUAUCAAGCGAGGAGUUCAGCAAGAUUAAGCCACCGUCUCCUCGAGCUCAAAACCAGCAGGUUCCUCCGCCGCCGCCGCCGCCACCGCCGGCGGCGCCGGCCGGGCGCCGACUACGCCGCGCACGCCGACGGCGCCGCUCAGGCGCCGCGCUUCUACCCGUGGUCAAGUCGAACCGGCCGCCGGACAAGGCGACGCCGCGCAAGCGCAAGCUGCGCCACUCGCAGAACCCGCCGGUUGAGCACCACGUGGGCUGGGUGAUGGACAGCCGGCGGCACCCGCCUUCGCGGCGCGAGCGCACCAUCUCGCAGACGAGUGCCACCAGCGGCACCAGCCCGUCCGAGGGUGGCCUCUCCACCAGCCACGGCAGCACGCCCGGUUCGCUGCCGCAGUUCCAGCACCCCAGCCACGCGCUGCUCAAGGAGAACAACUUCACGCAGCAGGUGUAUCACAAGUACCGCGCUCGCUGCCUCAGGGAGCGCAAGCGGCUCGGCGUUGGCCAAUCUCAGGAGAUGAACACGCUGUUCCGCUUUUGGUCCUUCUUCCUGCGCGACAACUUCAACCGCAAGAUGUACGAGGAGUUCCGCCAGCUGGCCACGGAAGACGCCACCGGAGGGUACAGGUACGGCCUGGAGUGCCUGUUCCGGUUCUACAGCUACGGCCUGGAGCGACGGUUCCGUCCCGAGCUGUACCUCCACUUCCAGGAGGAGACGCUCAAGGACUUCGAGUCAGGUCAGCUGUACGGUCUGGAGAAGUUCUGGGCCUUCAAGAAGUACUACCGCCAGGCGCGCUCACUGGACACGCUUCCUGAACUGGCGGCGGCGCUGGUCAACUUCCGCCGCCUGGAGGACUUCCGCGUGCUGCCGCCGGCCGGCGAGGAGGAUGCCGACGCCAAGGGCCGCCGCAGCCGCCACGUGUCGGAGACUCAGACACGGCACCG
Messenger RNA from Pollicipes pollicipes, 2063 nucleotides. RefSeq names its product la-related protein 1-like. Lineage: Eukaryota; Metazoa; Arthropoda; Thecostraca; Pollicipedomorpha; Pollicipedidae. The record is from RefSeq and is a predicted model, not a curated record. Gene Ontology annotation, cellular component: cytosol; cytoplasmic stress granule. Gene Ontology annotation, molecular function: RNA cap binding. Gene Ontology annotation, biological process: mRNA stabilization; positive regulation of translation.